Agrilus planipennis (emerald ash borer) is the source of this 797-nucleotide messenger RNA. RefSeq lists its product as uncharacterized. The transcript is spliced from 3 exons. The record is from RefSeq and is a predicted model, not a curated record. Lineage: Eukaryota; Metazoa; Arthropoda; Insecta; Coleoptera; Buprestidae. The coding region runs from base 264 to 797 and encodes 177 amino acids.
AGAAACCACAAGAGUCAUAUUUAUUCUAUUUUUAUGACAAGAAAGUAGAUUGUGGUUGUGGUGGAUUUGCGUACCCAUGAGGUACGAAAUUCGGUAUUUUUUUUUUAAUUGUGCUUAUCUGGCUUAUUACCCAAGAUAGUAAAACUUUAGUGUUACAGGAGGUACCAACAGAUCAUUAUUUCCGAACUUAUUAUAUUGCUGAAAAAGGUCACAGUUGGUUUUCUUCGCCACUGUGCUCCGGUAGUACUCCGCAACAUGUAGUUAUGUUUAACUACAUAAAACACUUUUUUUCAGUCUAUAGAAACAGGCCUAAGUUUCUUUUCGGCUUUCACGGCCAGUUGUCUCACGAUUCUUAUAACUUAAUCGGUGCUGCCGAUGACGAUUUAUAUAAAUUUCUCAAAGAAUUAAAUGAUAAGGGACAUUUAAACAACACAAUCCUGAUAUUGAUGUCUGAUCAUGGACACAGAUUUGCCAGUAUAAGAAAUACCAUUCAGGGAAAGCAGGAGGAGAGGUUGCCCUUUUUUUCAUUUACUUUUCCGAAAUGGUUUCGAAAAAAAUAUAAACAGUAUUAUACGAAUUUCGUAAACAACUUAAAUACGCUUACUACCCCAUUCGAUAUUUAUUCGACUCUCAAAACAGUGAUCGAUUUGAAUACUGUAAAGAACAACACCUUGGACCAUCGUUCAAUUUCGUUAUUCAGCAAGGUUAGUCCUUAUACCUUACAUAUGCAAACAGUACAUAUGUUUAUUUUUGGUCACACCUGCAUGAGAUACUGUAAUAUACCUACUAAUUCCUAA